ACAACGAAGAAUUUUGUGGAAAGCUGGAAACUUGAAACUCAAGAAGUGUUUUUGAUGCGGACGUAAAGUCGAAUUUCAUUAGAUUAAUUAGUAAUCAUGAAAAAUCGCGUUAAUUAGUCGAAUAUCUUACAAGAUUUCAAGUUUUUCUUCGAUUGGUUGUUAAAUCUUGAAAUUUGCAGUAGUUUGAAAGUGUAAUCUCGAUUCGUUUUCCCUUCUGUUCGGAGCGGUGGAUUGAUUUUCGAUUCCUCGUAUAGAAUGUGUUAUUUUCUAAAUUAAUUCGCGAAUGGAAGUAUAAUAAUCAGAAACUUGAAAUUUCAAGAACGUAGCUGCUGUCUCCGAAACGAAGUAUUGAGCUGUCAGUCUUAUCAUCUGUACCAUGGAAGCUACUGCAAAACACGAUUUCAAUGCAACCGCAGACGAUGAACUGUGCUUCAGAAGAGGAAAUGUGUUGAAAGUUUUAAAUAUGGAAGACGAUGCCAACUGGUAUCGAGCCGAAUUAGAUGGAAAAGAAGGACUGAUACCCAGCAAUUAUAUCGAGAUGAAAAAUCACAAUUGGUAUUUCGGACGAAUUACUCGACAAGAUGCUGAAAAACUCCUAUCGAAUAAACCUGAAGGAAGCUUUUUGAUUAGAAUAAGUGAAAGUUCCCCCGGAGAUUUUUCGUUAUCAGUGAAAUGUUCCGAUGGAGUACAACAUUUCAAAGUACUGCGCGAUGCGCAGGGCAAGUUCUUCUUAUGGGUCGUAAAAUUCAAUAGCCUGAAUGAAUUGGUCGAAUAUCAUAGGACGGCUUCAGUAUCUCGGUCACAGGAUGUGCGAUUACGUGAUUUACAUUUAAAUGAGAAUUUAGUUCAAGCGCUUUACGACUUCACCCCUCAAGAGGCAGGAGAAUUAGCUUUUUCCAGAGGAGAUGUAAUCACAGUGACUGACAAAACGGAUGUGCAUUGGUGGAAAGGUGAAAUAGGUAGUCGUGAAGGUUUAUUUCCUGCUACUUACGUUCAACCUUACCACCAAUCGUUUUAGAAACAUUUUUCAAAUUGAGGUACUUUUGUCUCGCUAAUCAACUGCAAAAAAUGUUUGCCGUAUUACAAUAUAUCGUUUUUAAAUUAUCGAAAGUUGUUCAUAUAUGCUUCAAGAUGUCGGAAAACAUUUGGCAGUCGCGCUAUUUAGUUUUGGAGCAUUUUCAUCUUUUUUAAUUAUAACGUUACGCAAAUAGUCUUCCAUAAAUGUUAAACUUGUUUGUAGUUGUGUUAUUAAUACGACAAAUUCUUACCGUUUACUAAUAAUUAGAGAGUAAUUUUAUGUACGUGUAUUAAUUAUUGUGUUUCUGUGUUACGCUGUAAUAUUUUGUAAAAAAUGCGGUAGAAUCCCAAUUAUCAUGUAUUUUUUUUUUUUUAAUCGGAGGGAAGCGCGUCGAUUUAUCAAGUUUUCGUCCGAUGGUGUGUUGUAUUGUACGCUUACCUACAUCUUUUAAUAUUUUCUCUGGUAAGGCUGAUGAAACGGCCUUAAAAUCAAAAAUUUAUUUAUUUAACCUUAUCGAGAUUCUUCUAUACUUAGAAACAUGUAUUUAAAAGUAUGUAAUAGGUAAUUGUUAGUAAUAAAAUAAGGAGAAUAAUGUAUUCGUCGUAUAGAAUGCGCGAAUUAUGCCAUAGAACACUCGACGAACAAAUCCUCAUCUCCGGCUGAUGGAUAAUAUUAGUCUGGAUUUACAUUUGAUGAUAAUCUUGACCUUUUUUGACAGUCCGCGUAAUUUACUAACUUCCGCAAAACCGGUAGCUAAUUUUUUGAAAAUGUUGGCCUUUUUUUGCCAAACCAACUUUGGUGUUUAUUUGUUCAAAGAACAAAAGCGUUGGAAAUUUGAUUUAUGAAGUGCUGAAUGCAAACGAAACGAAACGAAACUAAAGCUAUCGUUAAAUUUUCAACUUCCGCGAGAGUAAUAAAACAGGCAAAUGUAAACGUAGUAUGAUUCCUACGAAACGUGGAAAGAAUGAACUUCAGUUUUGCUCGUUUAUAGAUUAAAUUUUGUCGGCCUAAUGAUGGAAAUUUUCCCUCCGUUCGCUUUUAUAAUCUACAUUGUGUUUGUAGCUUGGACACUAUUUCGCUUGCUUACACGCCUUUUUUUCGUUAUUAUAACCAGCACUUCGUAUCCUGUACUUAUAUAGUUUUUGUUUCAUUUUCAUGGGGGCCAAAUACUUUUUUUUUACCGUUAAAAUUGAUUUUUUAGUGGGAAAAUGAUUUCGAUAUCGUUUAAAUUCUUUACCAUCAGGGUAAAAGUUUUCAUGUGUCUAAUGAAUAACGUGAUUUCUAUAAUGGUGUUUCAAGACUGUUGAACAGAAUUUCAUUGUACUAAAAAUUUAUACGCUUCUGUGAAUAAAUUUCCGUAGCUUAUUAAAACUUGUGAUUAAGUCACUUCAAUAUAUGUAUUUAUACGAUUACUUUGUAAUUUUGUACUUCACUUAACAUCGUUUACAUUUUUUUUUCUAAAUGUAAUUAGCAACUUGCCAUAAUCCCAUGCUUUUAAUGAGGCUGUUAUUCGUUAUAAGGUGCCUUUUGAUAAAUUGUUUUUUUUAUUGUACGUCUUUUGAUUAGUUAUUUGGCUUUUUUAUUUUCUAAUUCAUAUGUUAUCAUUCUACAACUUAUAUACAUUAUAAGUAUGUACUUUGUAUCGUUUGUUCGAUUUGUAAUAAAAGAAGUAUUUCUAUGUUGCCAUUA
This is a messenger RNA of Planococcus citri (citrus mealybug), 2707 nucleotides long. RefSeq names its product growth factor receptor-bound protein 2 drk (gene drk). The record is from RefSeq and is a predicted model, not a curated record. The transcript has 7 exons. Gene Ontology annotation, molecular function: phosphotyrosine residue binding; epidermal growth factor receptor binding. The coding region runs from base 377 to 1018 and encodes 213 amino acids. Gene Ontology annotation, cellular component: plasma membrane; COP9 signalosome; cytoplasm. Lineage: Eukaryota; Metazoa; Arthropoda; Insecta; Hemiptera; Pseudococcidae. Gene Ontology annotation, biological process: signal transduction; regulation of MAPK cascade.